ACCCGUUCGCGGUUCGGAUGCCCUUCCCAGCCCAGAAUCAAGAAUCUGACUGGAUGGUUCGUUGGCCUAGGGACUUUUUGUUGCCAACUUGACUUGGAAGGGUAGGGAAAGUAGGUGUUCAUGCAAGUGGAACUUGAAUUUCCGAUUCAAAACUUUGCAGCGAAAUAAUCUACUAGAUUGCUAUGUUUAACUUUUUGUUUUCCUUUUUUUUUUUUUUCCCUCCCUCAAGCGGCUUCCAUGAGGCGGCAAAUAAGCAAGCCCUGGCGCUCAUAUCAUGGGAUACCGUACACUAUGUUGGGUUGCAGGGCGGAAAAGGUAAGGCGGAAAGUAAAACGCUCGUCGAUCUGGAACCGAAUCGCAAGACAGGGGGGUUCGGUCGGUCGGUCAUGAUGUGUGAAUCGACUGUAAGCCCCCCCCCCCCCCCGUGUAACUCGAGCGUGAAACGCGACGCUGGACGGGGGGCCGGGGUGAACUGCCCAGGGGAGGGGAAUUCGAAUUGCGGAAUGCGUGCGCGCGCGGCGCGACAGUGUACAUCUUUGCUAAAAGAUCAAAGAGUAAUCUGAAACACAGCUGAUAUGGUUCAGGGUGGGUUUGUGUGUGCGAAUAAUUCGUUCUAUUUUUGGCACGUUGGAAUUUGAUCAACAUCCCCUCCGCUUUUUCCCACGUGUGCGUAUCGCUGCUGCAUAUCACAGUUGUACACCACGAUGUGCAAUCAGGCCUUGUGGUUGGGGCGAACAAAACAGCGUGGUUUAUUCCUGG
Neurospora hispaniola is the source of this 759-nucleotide messenger RNA. RefSeq lists its product as uncharacterized. The record is from RefSeq and is a predicted model, not a curated record. NCBI's taxonomy places the organism in Eukaryota, Fungi, Ascomycota, Sordariomycetes, Sordariales, Sordariaceae. The transcript has a single exon. Bases 183 to 563 code for a protein of 126 amino acids.